UACCAGGUAAGCCAAGCUGGAAAAAUAAAUAAAUUAGCAAAAUCAUCUAACACAACCAGUCCGCCGAAACAAACCGAAUACCGCAAAAUCGCCGAUCACCUCUCCCCGCCGAUCCGAUUCAAAUAAUCGGCGUCAGAAUCAAUACGACGCCGUUUUAAUCCAGAAAUCCUAAGCCUUCUGUCGAUCUCUAUUACUAUGGGGGAAAAAACUAUGAGCGAAGAAGACGGUAAGAACAGGGCCUCUUCGGCCGGCGGUGAACGGUUGCCGGAAAAUUAUUACUACGGUACGUUUCAAGGAGUAGCUAAUUAUCCGCCUCCUUCUGCUUCGUCUGCUCCCCCGCAGUCUCAGCCGGUGUUCGGGUUUCCUCAGCCGGUUCCUCCGCCUGGUUCCUCCGGCGCUCCUCCUCAUUACUAUCCUCAUGCUUAUCAAACUCCUCACGGUUAUGCUGUUGCUGAAGGUAGACCUGUAAGGGAGCAUCGUCUUCCUUGUUGUGGAAUUGGGAUCGGCUGGUUCUUGUUCAUCUCUGGUUUCUUUCUUGGUACCAUCCCUUGGUACAUCGGAGCUUUUCUUCUUCUGUGUGUACGGAUUGAUUAUAGAGAGAAGGCUGGCCUUAUAGCUUGCACAUUGGGGGCCAUGCUUGCUUUGAUUGCUUUGACUUUUGGUGUCACAAAGGCAACUCAUUCCUGGUGAGGCUAUCCAAGCUGCAAAAUGUAACUUAUUCUCUAUAAAAAGGUGGGGAAGAGACGAAGGAAAGGGCAACUUUAGUAAUUGGUUUUUGUUUGUAAGAUGUCUCCUUUUCUCAAUUUGUAUAGCAAAUAUUGACUUGGUGGUUCUUAUACUUGUCAGUUAUCAUACUUUUCCUUUAUAAUUUUUGUGGUACUUCUUGGUUUGAUGUAUAUUUUUUGAAAAUUCCCCAAUAGAAGUGCAGAAAUAAAUUGGAGGUUUGUGUAAAAUUGGCUGCUCCAUUGGCAAGAAGUUUAGAAAUUGCAAAGAUUGUUGGAGA
Molecule: messenger RNA, 1003 nt
Organism: Capsicum annuum
Lineage: Eukaryota; Viridiplantae; Streptophyta; Magnoliopsida; Solanales; Solanaceae
Product: 60S ribosomal protein L18a-like protein
Exons: 4
Coding region: 196-690 (164 amino acids)
Source: RefSeq, a predicted model, not a curated record